Molecule: messenger RNA, 1478 nt
Organism: Gossypium arboreum
Lineage: Eukaryota; Viridiplantae; Streptophyta; Magnoliopsida; Malvales; Malvaceae
Product: protein BPS1, chloroplastic-like
Exons: 2
Coding region: 243-1286 (347 amino acids)
Source: RefSeq, a predicted model, not a curated record
UAAUAUAAUAUCUCUAUUUCCCCUCAAAUCGUUGUUCUCCACGUACGUGUUCUGUCACGGAAUCCUCGUGACAGGCAGUGGUUUAAUCAACACUCUAAUCUACAGCUACCACACAAAAUAAAAUAAGAGAUAAAACCCACUUAUUCCAAGGAUGAAAUUUCAACGAAGAUCAAAUACACCACGCGUUUGAAGCUUUCAUAGAAUUUUCCCGAUUACCGACUUCUAAAUCAGCAAAUAUCAAGAUGAGUCGUCCUCAGGAACCACAUCGCCCUUUCUUCCAUUUUGCAAAUCCUUUCCGUAAGAAUUCACAUAAGGGUUCUCAGUUUAAUCCAAAACUUCGUUCUUUAUUGAAUGAUUUUGAAACCGCCUUAUCAAAGAAGCUGCAAAAACUUGUGCCAAAUGACAAGGGUGACAUCCUUAGCUUGUCAUGGAUGAAACUAGCAAUGGAGUCACUUUCUGAGAUUCAUUGUGACAUAAAAAACCUGAUAACUGAACUUGACCUCCCUGUGACUGAGUGGGAUGAAAAAUGGAUGGAUGUGUACCUGGAUAUCAGUGUGAAGUUGCUUGAUAUUAGUAUUGCUUUUACCUCUGAGCUUACACGGCUUAACCAAGGCCAUCUCUUACUUCAAUAUGGUCUGCACAAGUUGGAGUCGGAUUCCCCAGAACUGUUCAGUCGGGCCUCUUCCUCACUUAAUAGCUGGAAACAGCACAUUGGCUCCAAAAAUCCCAGAGUUGAAACUUGUCGACCUAUCUUGGACAACCUUGUUGAGUCACUAAACUUGCCUAAGGUCAAAAACUCUUCCAAAGGAAAAGUAUUGAUGCGUGCUAUGUAUGGAGCUAAAGUGGCAACUACUUAUAUAUGUAGUGUCUUUGCUGCAGCUCUCUCUGGUUCUUCCAAGAAUUUAUUGGACUUAACUGUUCCUAACACGCUACCAUGGGCACAAGUUUUUUCUGAUGUCCAAAAUACUGUGAAUGUAGAGAUUAGAAAUAUAUUUUCUUGCGGAAAAUUUACAGUUGUAAGAGAACUGGAUGCUGCUGAUGCAUGCGUCAAGGAAUUGUCAACUUUGCUCCAAGAUGGGGUGGGAACAAGUGAAAGGGAGUCAUUCAAGAAUUCUGUUUCAGAUUUGAGAAAGACGGAAGAGAAAUUAUCCCAAGGGCUAGAUAAUCUUUUGAAGGUGAUAGAUGGCUUUUUCAAAGUAGUUUUGAUGGGGCGUGAUGCUUUGCUUUGUAAUCUAAGGAAGGCUGGUGGUGCCGUACCAGAUUCAGUGAUAGGGAAAAAUGUAUAAGAGAAGUGUGAGGUGAAUCACGAAUGUAAUGCAUGGUUUAGGUAUGAGGCCUUGUGUUUUCUGACCGGUAGGCGUAUACAACCAUGGGGUCAUAUGCUAGUAUGAGUGGUGUCUUAGGGGUAGUAAUUACUUUGGUUGUACAAGUAAUCUUAUAUAUCGAAAAUUAUAUACAAGUAUCAUAUUUGGUUGCAA